Messenger RNA from Thamnophis sirtalis, 946 nucleotides. The record is from RefSeq and is a predicted model, not a curated record. Lineage: Eukaryota; Metazoa; Chordata; Lepidosauria; Squamata; Natricidae.
GAUCCGGAUGGAGCAGUUGAUGGCCAUCACUCAAGAAGAAACGGAACAAUUGAGGAGGAAAGAAGUAGCCGCGGCCAUGGAACAGAUGUUGUCCGAGACCUACAAGAACAAAUUACUUCAGGGAGCCUACGAGUCUCGCCGGCAGGACCUCGUCAACCAGACGUGCUCUAGCCUUGCCAAGAUGGAUGAGAAGUUCCAGCAGAUCCUGGCUUGGCAGCAGCUGGACCAAAACAAAGCCAUCAGCCAGAUCCUGCAGGAGAGCGAGAUGCAGAAGGCAGCUUUUGAAGCCCUCCAGGUGAAGCGAGACCGCAUGCACUGCCAGAUCAGAAAUCAGGUGAGUGCAAAAUUGAAGCCUCUGGGGAGAGAUGCAGGGGGGGCAGGGGGGAGGCAGCAGCAUCCAUCAUCAUCCCUUCCCAAACAAGCAGGCUUUCCAUUCUCCUUCAAUCCCGCCUUGGGUACCAACCCUGGUGAGACGUUCGUGGCUGGGACGCAUCGUGUUCUUCUGGCCCAGUUUAGCACGCCUCCCCUCUGGGGACGGCGCCCACCCUCACGGCAAUCCAUCCAAAACGUCAUCUCCAUUGGUUCUGUUUUCAUGUCUUCGCCGUCGUUUUGUUUCCGUUGCUUCGUCCCCAAGUCCAUUUCGGUCAACUACGACGCGCACCGCUUUUAUCAACGCAGAGAUCCCCGCCGGAAGGGGAAACGGUUGCCCAGAGGCUGUCGGAGGGUAGAGUUUGCAAUUUCUCCAACCCCGUUUCCCGCCACCACUACCCCCGACUCCACCUUUUUUUUUAACCCUUUGUCUCUAGUGGGUUAUCCAGGCCUUGAGUUUACUAACAGGUGAUGGUCAAGGGCAUUGAUGGGCUUUUCCUCUUCUCUGGUGGCUUCACUGCUGCAAGCUCUCACUCAUGCAGAACCAUCUUAGUAUAGUAUAGUGUUCUGACCCCCC